This is a messenger RNA of Periophthalmus magnuspinnatus, 1939 nucleotides long. RefSeq names its product UDP-glucuronosyltransferase 2C1-like. The transcript has 2 exons. The coding region runs from base 199 to 1782 and encodes 527 amino acids. The record is from RefSeq and is a predicted model, not a curated record. Gene Ontology annotation, molecular function: UDP-glycosyltransferase activity. NCBI's taxonomy places the organism in Eukaryota, Metazoa, Chordata, Actinopteri, Gobiiformes, Gobiidae.
GGGGGAUGAACCGGGAACAAAUUCUCUUUCUAGCGUUUGAUCAAAUCAUAUCUGACACUAAAUAUCAAACCCAGCUUAUUUUUUCUCUGGGAAAGAAACUAACCGAGGUGACACAGCCUAGUAAACUUUUUUUUCCCCAACUUAAACCGAAGUUGGAGCUUUGAAUUGAGGAUUAGGGUCAUUCGGGGCAUUAUCAAUAUGAAGGCUUUAUUGAUCCCAUUUUCUCUGCUGCUGCUGCACCUGUCCCAGUCAUGGGGAGGUAAGAUCCUGGUGUUCCCGGUGGAAGGCAGUCACUGGAUAAACAUGUUGAAAAUCAUAGAAGUUCUGCACACCAGAGGUCAUGAGAUUGUCGUGCUGCGGAUGUCACCGAGCUGGUACGUCAAAGAGAAGUCUUCCCUCUACACGUGCAUUGAUUUGCCCACCACCAGCUUUGAGGAAAAUUUUGAAGUAUUUGUGUCUCAGCAGUUGAAGAUAAGGCUACAGGCUAAAUCUUUCUGGUCUCGUAUGUGGGCUAAUAUGCAGAUGCGGUCCUUAAUGGUGGAGCAGUUCAAUAUUUUCCAUCAGCAGAUUGGGGAUCUCAUUAUUAAGAUCCUCGAAGACAAAGACCUGAUCCAAAAGCUCAGAAAUGCCCGGUAUGACUUGUUUCUGACUGACCCAGGUCAUGCAGGAGGGACAAUCCUGGCUAAAUACCUCAAACUUCCUCUGGUUAAUAACGCCAGAUGGACUGUUCAGGGUGAAGCUCACUUUGACAUUGCACCAUCACCUCUGUCCUAUGUGCCCUUCACUGCCACAGAAUUGACAGACAAAAUGACUUUUCUUCAAAGAGUGAAAAACUGCAUUAGUUCUGUCUUGGGAAGAUAUACAAUGGCAACUAUCUCUGAGCCUGUGUACAAACCAAUACUGAGCAAGUACUUUGGUGCUGAUGUAGAUUACUCUGCAUUCAUGGCAGAUGCUGAUAUUUGGCUGAUGAGAAAUGAUUUUAUUUUUGAAUACCCUCGCCCCACGAUGCCCAAUGUGGUGUAUAUGAGUGGUUUUCAGUGCAAGCCUCCUAAAGCGCUCCCUGCUGACCUGGAGGAGUUUGUGCAGAGCUCAGGUGAUCAUGGUGUCAUACUGAUGAGUAUGGGGACGUUAGUGUCCCAGCUCCCUUCACAUGUCACUGAGGAGAUUGCUGCAGCCUUUGCUCAACUGCCCCAGAAGGUCAUAUGGAGAUAUUUAGGCCAGAGGCCGGCCAGUCUGGGCAACAACACUCUACUGGUCAAAUGGUUCCCACAGAAUGACCUGUUAGGACAUCCCAAAACCAGAGUGUUUUUGACCCAUGGGGGCACCAAUGGCCUUCAGGAGGCAAUUUACCAUGGAAUCCCAAUUGUAGGUAUCCCUAUAUUCUUUGACCAGCCUGAAAACCUGUCACGAAUCCGUGCCAAGGGUGGGGCAGUGAUAGUGGACGUUGCAGAGGUGGACAGGCAGGUGCUGGGACAAGCCUUAAACACUGUCCUAAACGAAGCGUCCUACACAGAGAACAUGAGGAGGCUGUCCUGGCUGCACAAAGACCAGCCUCUGAGCCCAAUGGACCAGGCUGUGUUUUGGAUCGAGUUUGUGAUUAGACACAAAGGAGCGCCUCACCUCAAGUCCCACUCACACACACUGUCCUGGGCCGUCUACCACUCUUUGGACGUCAUCAGCGCUCUUCUCUGUGCCUGUCUGUUCUUCAUAUACACAUUUGUCUAUGUGGGGAGGGCUGUGUGGAGAAGGAUUUUUAGGAGAAACAAAGUCAAACAGGGAUGAUAACAUAAACCACUAUAUCUAAUCAACUAUUGAAUUUUCUAAACCAAUACACUGUUUAAUUACUUCUCUGAUAUUUUUGUUCAAGAUGUGAUUUGUUUGAGUUUUUGCCUUGCUAUACAUCAUCUAUUUUGUUCACAAAUAAACCACUAUAUAGCAG